AUGAAUAUUGAAAAUGAACAUUUAUUUUAUAGUGGAUCAUAUGAUGGAACUAUACAAUUAUGGGAUGAUAGAAAAUUACAAUCUUCAUUGAAAACAAGUAUAAAACAUUCUGGAUAUGUAAAUUCUUUAUGUUUUUACAAUAAUCAAAUUUAUUCAACUUCCAUAGAUGGAAUUUCUAUUUUUGAUUCAAAUAAUUUAAAAUUAAUUUCAAAAUCAAAACAAAAAAGUGAAAUUUUAUCUUCAUGUCAUUUAUCAACAGGUGAAAAUUCAUCACAUUUAUAUUUUUCAUCCAAAGAUGGAAGUGUUAAAAUAUUUGACAUGAAUUGUAAUCAAGUCAUUUUCACAUUAAAUGAAAUUGAUCAAAUUUCAAUGAAUGCAAUGGAUUGUAAUUUGAAUAGAUUAUAUUCAUGUAAUAAUCAAGGUCAAGUUAAAGAAUUUGAUUUGGAAAAUUUAUAUGAAAUUCAAACAUUUGAAACCAAAUCAAUGAAUGAUUUAAAAAAUAUGGAUAGUUCAAUACGUUCAUGUUUACUGUGUGAAAAUUUACUUUUAUUAGGAAUUCAAUCUAGAAAGAUAAAGGUAUUACUUUUAUAG
Molecule: messenger RNA, 591 nt
Organism: Naegleria gruberi
Lineage: Eukaryota; Heterolobosea; Eutetramitea; Acrasida; Naegleriidae
Exons: 1
Coding region: 1-591 (196 amino acids)
Biological process (GO): TOR signaling; regulation of actin cytoskeleton organization
Cellular component (GO): TORC1 complex; TORC2 complex
Molecular function (GO): protein binding
Source: RefSeq, a predicted model, not a curated record